CAAUUGAGAAGUAAAACAAAUCCUCCAUUUGAGCGACGCCCUGCGAAUAUUGAUAUUGCGGUGGCUUUCUAUCUUCCGGGCGCCUGAAGGACUCAAUCAGAAAGAGAUGUCUUUCUAGCUACUUGGUAGCGUGGUUACUUGACGCCGAAGCAGUUUAUCUAACUGCUGCUUACAUAUAGAAUACAAUUGGCAGGAUGGAACAGAGCCAUUCAGUAGUCUCGAGUAUGAAGGCCUCCUUAUUCUACGAUAUGAAGAGCAAGCUUGUAGAGUGCAUCAUUUUUGCGUCUACGCGGAAUUUUAGAUUUCGUUAAACCGAUAUAGUUGUGUGCUAGAAGAGACGCAGUAUUAUUUCGAGUAUUUAACAUAUCAAUCAUUAUCUACAGAAGCCAAACCAACCAGUUUUAUCCGCCAAAGUUUCCGUCGUCAGUCAUGAAAGACAACAAGCCGUGUACGCGUACCUAGGGGGUAGUCUAAAGGGGAAAGGAAAUUUGAAGAGCAGGAGAUAGCCAAGUGUUUUUAAACAUGGUAUGAGUUUCGUCUUCCAGAGCUGCUUCGAUGUCUGUGGUGGCUGCUUCGGCGGCUGGAGUGGCUUCCUCUGCGCGAACGCCGCUCGUGGUGCUCCUCAUGGUGGGAGAUGAAGUAUGCGAACACGGCCGUCCAGAAGAACGAGAUGAUGUUCAUGAUACCGAACGCAAAUGAGGCUUUCAGCAUGGAGCACACCUUGUUUGGGUCGCUGGCGAGCGGGUUACGCUGCUGCUGGCCAUAGUAUCCAAACGGACCCAGACUGAGGAGGAACUUGCUGCGCGAGAAGUUGCUGCAGUUCUCCUGGGCGAUGUCACGGAGCAGAUAGACGCCCGCGAUCAAGGCGCCGAAGAAGCAGAGGUCGAUGAAGGAGACGAAGAUGGCUGAGCGCUUGGUGUUUUUGAAGCGGAAGAGGGUCUCGAGCACCCAGAUGCCGCCGAGCACGCUGACGAUGAAGAGGACGAGGAUGUAUGUUGGAGUGAUGAUGUUGGCCUUGACGAAGCCAUCUAUGAACCAUGCCUGGGAUGCCGAUGUCAGUAUCACGAGAGGGUCUUUCUCCGGCAUAGAGAGGUGGCUGGGCCGACUUACGAGCAUGCCAAUGGGCGGUAUCAGAGUGAUCAACUGGCCGAUUCGCCAGCAGAUGAAGAAGAAGCUGGAGAACAUCUUGGUCGAUGCGCCUUGAGGCCUUUGUUAGCCAGCAAGCGGCGGAGGGGAGACUGAGGUAUAAGGAGCUGCUAUAUGAAGCCUGAUCGCGGCUUGCGACUGGGUGGAGGAAACUGAGCGACGCUUGCAGCUCGACAGUCCUGGCUACUCUGCUGGCUCUGCUGUCGGUCUCGUUAACGAUGCAGGACAGUCGAACAGAUCGACAAUGCGAGUGCCCGGGAGGUACGGAGUAUGUAUAUAAACAAAGUCGCG
Molecule: messenger RNA, 1437 nt
Organism: Trichophyton rubrum CBS 118892
Lineage: Eukaryota; Fungi; Ascomycota; Eurotiomycetes; Onygenales; Arthrodermataceae
Exons: 1
Coding region: 887-1204 (105 amino acids)
Source: RefSeq, a predicted model, not a curated record